AGCGGCAGCCUCCUCCUCCUCCCGGCCGCAGCCCGAGCCUCACAGCCGAAGCUAACUUCCAGAGCAGGAGUCCUCAGAGCUGGGCCAGGGGGAUGAACUGCGAGGGCGCGUCCGGGAAGAGUCCGGAGGAGAUGUACAUCCAGCAGAAGGUCCGGGUGCUGCUCAUGCUGAGGAAGAUGGGCUCAAACCUGACGGCCAGCGAGGAGGAGUUCCUGCGCACCUACGCGGGCGUGGCCAGCAGCCAGCUCAGCCAGCUGCCCCAGCACGCCAUCGACCAGGUUAACAAGCACAAACCCUGGCUGGAGCCCACCUACCACGGGAUCGUGACCGAGAAUGACAACACAGUGCUGCUCGACCCGCCCCUCAUCGCACUGGAUAAGGAUGCGCCUCUGCGCUUUGCAGAGAGUUUUGAGGUGACAGUCACCAAAGAAGGUGAGAUUUGUGGCUUUAAAAUUCAUGGGCAGAAUGUCCCCUUUGACGCAGUGGUCGUGGAUAAGUCCACUGGCGAGGGGAUAAUUCGCUCCAAGGAGAAACUGGACUGUGAGCUGCAGAAAGACUACACGUUCACCAUCCAGGCCUACGACUGCGGGAAGGGCCCUGACGGCACCGGCGUGAAGAAGUCUCAUAAAGCAACGGUCCACAUCCAGGUGAAUGACGUGAAUGAGUAUGCACCCGUGUUCAAGGAGAAGUCCUACAAGGCAACGGUCACCGAGGGCAGGCAGUAUGACAGCAUCCUGCGCGUGGAAGCCGUGGACGCAGACUGCUCCCCUCAGUUCAGCCAGAUCUGCAGCUAUGAGAUCGUCACUCCAGACAUGCCCUUCGCUGUGGACAAAGAUGGUUAUAUAAGGAACACCGAGAAGCUGAACUACGGGAAAGAACGGCAGUAUAAGCUGAGCAUCACGGCCUAUGACUGUGGGAAGAAGAGGGCCACCGAGGACGUUCUGGUGAAGAUCAGCAUCAAGCCCACCUGCACACCUGGGUGGCAAGGCUGGAGUAACAGGGUGGAGUACGAGCCCGGCACCGGCGCUCUGGCUGUCUUCCCCAACAUCCACCUGGAGACGUGUGAUGAGCCAGUGGCCUCGGUGCAAGCCAUAGUGGAGCUGGAGACCAGCCACAUCGGGAAAGGCUGCGACCGAGACACCUACUCUGAGAAGUCCCUCCACAGGCUCUGCGGGGCUGCUGCGGGCACUGCCGAGCUGCUUCCUUCCCCCAGCAGCUCCUUGAACUGGACCAUCGGCCUCCCCACUGACAACGGCCAUGACAGCGACCAGGUCUUUGAGUUCAAUGGCACCCAGGCAGUGAGGAUUCCUGAUGGUGUCGUUUCCAUCAACCCUAAGGAGCCCUUCACGAUUUCCGUGUGGAUGAGGCACGGACCUUUCGGCAGGAAGAAGGAGACAAUUGUUUGCAGUUCGGACAAGACGGAUAUGAACCGACAUCAUUACUCACUCUACAUCCAUGGGUGCAGGCUGAUUUUCCUCCUCCGUCAGGAUCCUUCCGAGGAGAAGAAAUACAAACCUGCAGAAUUCCACUGGAAGUUGAAUCAGGUCUGCGACGAGGAAUGGCACCACUUUGUCCUCAACGUGGAGCUCCCAAGUGUGACUCUGUAUGUGGAUGGCGUUUCCCACGAGCCCUUCUCUGUGACUGAGGAUUACCCGCUUCAUCCGUCCAAGCUAGACACCCAGCUCGUGGUUGGGGCUUGCUGGCAAGAGUAUUCAGGAGUUGAAAGUGACAAUGACACUGAGCCUGUGACUGUGGCCUCCGCAGGUGGCGACCUGCACAUGACCCAGUUUUUCCGAGGGAACCUGGCUGGCCUAACAGUCCGCUCGGGGAAACUCGCAGACAAGAAGGUGAUCGACUGUCUGUACACCUGCAAAGAGGGGCUGGACCUGCAGGUCCCCGAGGAGAGCAGGGGUGUGCAGAUCCGAGCAAGCCCCAGCCAGUCAGUGUUGACCUUGGAGGGCGACGACAUUGGGGAGCUCGACAAGGCCAUGCAGCACCUGUCCUACCUGAACUCGAGGCAGUUCCCCACGCCAGGCAUCCGGAGACUCAGGAUCACCAGCACGGUCAAGUGCUUUAACGAGGCCACCGCCUGCAUCGAGGUCCCCACCGUCGAGGGCUACGUGAUGGUUUUGCAGCCUGAAGAGCCCAAGAUCAGCCUGAGCGGCAUCCACCAUUUUGCCCGAGCGGCCUCUGAGUUUGAGAGCUCCGAAGGGGUCUUCCUGUUCCCCGAGCUUCGGAUCAUCAGCACCAUCACGAGGGAGGUGGAGCCCGAGGGGGAUGGGCCUGAGGACCCCACAGUCCAAGAGUCCCUGGUAUCCGAGGAGGUCGUGCAUGACCUGGACACCUGCGAGGUCACAGUGGAGGGAGAGGAGCUGAACCCGGAGCAGGAGAGCCUAGAGGUGGAUGCAGGCCGGCUGCAGCAGAAGGGCAUCGAAGUGAGCGGCUCGGACCUGGGCGUGGUCCUCAGAGGCGUCAAUACCAUGGCCAGCUAUGAGGAGGUGUUGCACCUCCUGCGCUAUCGGAACUGGCACACCAGCUCCCUGCUUGACCGGAAGUUCAAGCUCAUCUGCUCCGAGCUGAAUGGCCGCUACCUGAGCAACGAGUUUAAGGUGGAGGUGAAUGUGAUCCACACGGCCAACCCCGUGGAACACGCCAACCACAUGGCCGCCCAGCCACAGUUUGUUCACCCUGAGCAUCGCUCCUUUGUGGACCUGUCGGGUCACAACCUGGCCAAUCCUCACCCGUUCGCAGUUGUGCCCAGCACCGCCACUGUGGUGAUUGUGGUGUGCGUCAGCUUCCUGGUGUUCAUGAUCAUCUUGGGCGUGUUCCGGAUCCGGGCUGCACAUCAGCGCACAAUGCGGGACCAGGACACGGGGAAGGAGAACGAGAUGGACUGGGACGACUCGGCCUUGACCAUUACAGUGAACCCCAUGGAGACAUAUGAGGACCAGCACAGCAGCGAGGAGGAGGAGGAGGAAGAGGAGGAAGAAGAGAGCGAGGAUGGGGAGGAGGAAGAGGACGUCACCAGCGCCGAGUCGGAGAGCAGCGAGGAGGAGGAGGGCGGCCUGGGCGACGGCCAGAACGCCACCCGGCAGCAGCAGCUGGAGUGGGACGAUUCCACACUCAGCUACUGACCCCACCGCGCCCCAACCCCGAGACUCUGCCCCCAGCCCCGCGGGUCCGCGAUGUACAAAGUCCUUGGCCAGCAGGUCUGCAGACCCCGCCCCGCUCGUGCUUCGUGUUAGGACCGUAGCUCUGCCCUCGUCCGCCCGCGUCUGCCCGCUGCUGCUCAGUGUCCAGAGCCACAAGUCUUCCUGCUGCUCCCGCCCGCCGGCAGGGCCCCGCGGGGCCAGGGCCAGGGCCACGUGUGUCCGCGUCCGCUGCCGGCCCGAGGGCUCUGGCUCCCGCACCUCCAGAAACGCUGCAAUGACUGGACUUGGUGACAAGGGGGGAAAAUCGCUCACUUCCACCUGGUAAUCAGUUUUUUUUUUUAAAGUUUUUAUUUUUUCCAAACUAGUGCAUGUAUAAAGUGGCAGAAUGGGGGUUAACAUGUAGAUGGUCAAUGACUUUUUAAUAUUUUGUAAAUAAAUCGGGAUUCUCUGUGUCCUUCGUGCUAGUGUAGUCCAGGACUGGAAUGUAAGGGACGCUGAGCACACCGGGCGUGGGGUCCUGGCUGCUGCUCAGGGGACCCGACCCGGGACCCUCCCUGGAGGCGGGGAUGGCCAGGCCUUUGCUGUGGAGUUCUGGCCUUGGGGUUGCGGCUCGGCCUCUCCCUGCCGGACUCAGCGGCGCAGCUGUGCCCUUCGUGCUGAGCAGACGUUGUUUCCCGGCCAGUCGUGCAUGUAAACCGCAGAGGCCACAGCUGCCGUACACAACGGCGCCACUUGGUUUGGAGACGGCCACGGGCCCGAGGGAGCCGCGCGCAGUGUCCCCAAACCACCUGUACCCGCCCUCCUCCCGCCCCGCCCUCGCCUCUGCCCCUGGAGUCCUCCUGGACGCCUUCUGUGACCUCGCUGCUGCUGGUGGGGAGGACAGGAUGCCGUGCCAGCCAUGUGGCCGCCCCGCCAUGUCCUGCCCCCGCAGCUGUGUGACCAGUGGGUGGACGUCCCGCAGAAGCCCUUCUGUGUCUGCAGUGCCCGGUGUCCUUCAGAAGUGUAUAUUGGCACUAGGUCGGAAAGUGUGUGCACUACAAUAAAGUUCUGGUCUAACUCUG
Molecule: messenger RNA, 4213 nt
Organism: Chinchilla lanigera (long-tailed chinchilla)
Lineage: Eukaryota; Metazoa; Chordata; Mammalia; Rodentia; Chinchillidae
Gene: Clstn1
Product: calsyntenin 1
Biological process (GO): homophilic cell-cell adhesion; positive regulation of synaptic transmission; positive regulation of synapse assembly
Cellular component (GO): postsynaptic membrane; cell surface
Molecular function (GO): amyloid-beta binding; beta-catenin binding; X11-like protein binding
Source: RefSeq, a predicted model, not a curated record